This is a messenger RNA of Sodiomyces alkalinus F11, 1580 nucleotides long. Its product is annotated as UPF0005-domain-containing protein. The record is from RefSeq and is a predicted model, not a curated record. Lineage: Eukaryota; Fungi; Ascomycota; Sordariomycetes; Glomerellales; Plectosphaerellaceae. The transcript has 3 exons. Bases 334 to 1194 code for a protein of 286 amino acids. Gene Ontology annotation, cellular component: membrane.
ACCUUACACGACUUGCCCCUUUGUGCUUCUCGUGCCUUCUUGCUCCAACACCAACAUCUGGGAUCGUCACGUGAUCUCGAUAAGGUCUUAUCGCAGCUCGACCCAUUCCAGCAUUAGCGUUGGGGGCUUGGCUGCCUCCCCACAUGACGAAUCGUGACCAUUCGAGACUCGUCGUUCUCAUCUCAUCAUCGCCAUCGCCAUCACCAUCACCACUCGCCUCCUACCUACCACAACCUCUUGCUUCUUGCUUUCUCCCCUAGUACAGAAACCCCACCCACUUCGCAGCAUUUCCAGUUCGCUUCCCGCGCAACUUCGUCCAGCUGCAACCAUACCAUGGCGGCCAACACCAAGUACACCCCCGCGCCCACCCGGGACCCGGAAGAGAACGAACAUGGCCUGUAUGACCAGGCGCCCCCCUCAUACCAGGAAGCCGGCAGCAGCUCGGCGGCCCAGGACGAAGCUCGGCUCUUCGGCGGCGGUGCUCCGCGCGCCAGCCAGGACGGCGACGACAUUCCCGAUGACUUCAAGUUUGGUGGUUCCGUCGCCGAAGCGACCAUCGACAUCCGGAACCAGUUCAUCCGCAAAGUCUACGCCAUCCUGACCGUUCAGCUCAUCGCCACCGGCGCCGUCUCCUCCCUCAGCUUCUUCAACCAAGCCUACAAGACCUGGAUCCAGUCUCACCCAGGCCUCGUCUGGGCUUCGCUCCUCGGCGCCAUAGUCUUCAUGCUCCUCACCUACUGGAAACGCAAAUCCUACCCGACCAACCUCCUCUUCCUCGCCGGCUUCACCCUCCUCGAAGCCUACACCAUCUCCGUCAUCGUCUCCUUCUACUCCGCCGGCAUCGUCCUCAACGCCGUCCUCCUCACCGCCGGCAUCUUCGUCUUCCUGACCGCCUUCGCCUGCCAGUCCCGCUACGACUUCACCUCCUGGAUGCCCUACCUCUUCGGCGCCCUCUGGGGGCUCAUCCUCUUCGGCUUCAUGGCCGCCUUCUUCCCCUACAGCUCCACCACCGAGCUCGUCUACGGCGGCCUCGCCGCCCUCAUCUUCAGCGGCUACAUCCUCGUCGACACCCAGCUCGUCAUGCGCAAGCACCACGUCGAGGAGGAGAUCGCCGCCGCCAUCAGCCUCUACCUCGACAUCGUCAACCUCUUCCUCGCCAUCCUGCGCAUCCUGAAUAGCCAGAGUAACAACUGAGCGAGCGGCCCGUGCGCGAGUACGCAAAAUUGCUGCGUGGCGUGAAAGAAGAGGUUAAGAAACCAAACGUCAAGAUGAGGAAGACAGGUUUUACGUGGUUGGAUGGAGAUCCUCUCAUGCGGGAGAACGGGGGAGGGAGGUUUAACAAUGGUAAUUCAGGCCCAGCGAUGCUGCGGUUGACAGACCGUAGCUUGGCAAUCUCGGACAGAAGGCGUUCUUCAGGCUCUUUGGAUUUUCGGUUUCUCUACGGCAGUCGUCUGUUCUCGUGUCCUCUCCCAUCUUUCUACUCUGCUCGCAGUGUUUGCAGGACUCAGUUGCGACUUGUAUUCUAAUAUCCAAGUAGGUGGGUAGGUAGCGUAAAUGGAGACAUUUCCACCCCGACCAAA